GUGACAACAACCCAUAAGUGCCAAUAGGCAGGGUGAUAGAAAACAUCUGACGGUGUUGGAUUGGUGAACUUUACCCUUUCAACCUGCCGAUUUUUGUGUCUGUCCCCCACCCUCUAUUCCUGUGUGAGUCCGGGUGGGCAAGCGACUCUGGGCCUGGGUCCUGCUGGAUGGGGAUUUGUUAGACUGGCUGGUGCAGGGCAAGGAGUGGCCAUGGCGGUGGCAUUGGAUGCAGUAUGGGUGCGGGUGAAGGGGGUUUGCAAACAGAACGGUCUGCUGAUACUCUCAGUGCUGGCUGUCGUCAUCGGGUGUCUGCUGGGGUUCUUUCUGCGCACCAAGCAGCUUUCUGAGCAGGAAGUGAAGUACUUCCAGUUCCCAGGAGAGCUCCUGAUGAGGAUGCUGAAGAUGCUGAUUCUGCCUCUCGUCGUGUCCAGUUUAAUGUCAGGCUUGGCCGCCCUGGAGCCUAAGUGUUCCAGCAGGCUGGGGCUCAUCACUGUCUCCUACUACCUGUGGACCACCUUCCUGGCAGUGGUGGUGGGCAUCGUCAUGGUGUUGAUCAUCCACCCGGGCGGCGUGGCCCAGAAAGAGGACAGCGAGGACAGCAGCAAGCCCAUCAUGAGCUCCGCCGACGCCCUGCUUGACCUUAUACGGAACAUGUUUCCAGAGAAUCUGGUUCAAGCCACCUUUCAGCAGUACCGCACCAACAGUGUCCCCAUCAUGAAGACACCCAAGACCACAGUGAGCAGCCUGACGGAGACGACCACGCGUCGGCCGCUCAUCUAUGAUGUACAGGACGAUAAUGGUUCCGAUGUCCAGAACUUCCAGCUGGACCUGACGCCUCCACCGGAUGUGGUGUUCCGAACACUGCCUGGAACCAGCGAAGGCAUGAACGUACUGGGCAUCGUCAUCUUCUCCGCUACAAUGGGCAUUAUGCUGGGUAGGAUGGGGCCUAACGGCAGCGCGCUGGUCAACUUCUGCCAGAGUCUGAACGAGGCGGUGCUGAAAAUCGUGGCCAUCGUCAUCUGGUAUUUCCCGUUUGGAAUCGUGUUCCUGGUGGCGGGAAAGAUCCUGGAGAUGAGCGACCCGUCAGACAUGGGGAAGAAGCUGGGCUUUUACGCCAUCACCGUGGUGAUGGGUCUCAUCCUCCACGGCCUCUUCAUCCUGCCCAGCAUGUACUUCUUCAUCACCAAGAAAAGCCCCAUAGUCUAUAUCAGGGGGAUCCUGCAGGCCCUGCUCAUCUCCCUGGCAACUUCCUCCAGCUCUGCCACGCUGCCUAUCACCUUUAAGUGCCUGCUGGAGAACAAUCACAUAGAUCGCCGCAUCAUCCGCUUUGUGCUGCCUGUGGGAGCCACCAUUAACAUGGACGGAACGGCGCUCUACGAGGCCGUGGCCGCCAUCUUCAUCGCUCAGGUCAACAACUACGAGCUGGACUUCGGCCAGAUCAUCACCAUCAGUAUCACGGCAACAGCCGCCAGCAUCGGCGCAGCUGGGAUUCCACAGGCUGGUCUGGUCACCAUGGUGAUAGUUCUUACAUCCGUCGGCCUGCCCACUGAUGACAUCACGCUUAUCAUCGCUGUGGACUGGGCCUUAGACAGGUUCCGAACUAUGGUGAAUGUGAUGGGGGACGCCCUCGCUACAGGAAUCAUGGCACACAUCUGCAGAAAGGACUUCAUGCAAGAGGGAGAUGGGGUUCCCCUAAUUUGUGAGACUAAGCCCAUCAACAUUCAGCAGCUGAUGAACUGUCAGCAGAACAACGGCAGCUUCCAGCCUCCACCACCAGGAGGCAAACCUGAGCACGUCCCACCAGACGUGGCACGACUCAUGCAGCUGGAAGAGGGAAUGCGACCCCCACCUCCAGAGCGCAAGAAACCUCCAAUUCCUCCUCGGCACCUCAAGCACAAAGACAAGGACCACUGCGCCAUCGACAUGAAUGGCCUGGAGACCAAUGUAUAGCAGCCAUCUUGACCAGGGAGGCUUGGCCAACAGACUAAUAAAGUGGACAGAAAGGACUGCAAGGACUAGCAUAGUAGUUUCUUCUUGUCAUCUUAUUUUGUCCAAUUUUGUGUUGUUUUAUGACUUUGGAGAACCUGAGAUUUCUUUUACUUGACACAACAUCUUCUGUUCAGCUUGCGCUAGCGUGCUAAGCUAUUCUAGCACUCCUUAACGAGCAGGCUUGAGUUAGCGUGCCUGCUAGCAACCUUGGCUGACGAUUUUGGAUCAACUUGGCCUGGAAGGAGGUGAAUAAUUUACAGCUUUCACAGCCGCAGAGCUUGCAAGGAUAAAUCAAACCGAGGCCUGAAAUUAGCCUAGACUUUUAGGUUCUGCCAGGUUCCUGGAGCACGAUGCAUGGUUUCCAUGAUCUUGGAAGGAAAGAAACUGUAAAGUCUGCAAGCCAAUGAGGCUUAAAACCCAGUCAGGGAGCCUGAACUUACCCGGCCCUUUUGGAGACUGACAAAACAAUGUGAUAUUUCAAUUGUAAAUAUUAAGUAUUAGUCUAUGUACUCUCUGCAUUGUUUUUGUUUUUCUUCUCUUUGAUUUUUUCAGUUUUUAUAUAACCUAUGUAUGGGUGUUUUUGUCAUUUCACACUACAUGUGGGAAGAUCUCAUUGUUGCUUUAUCCCAUUUAAAAAAAAGAAUCUGACUUUCAAUGUAAUGCAGGUAAUCAGAUGAAGCCUUUGCAGACUCUUCCUUUUCAUUGUUGUCAAUGGAGCGAUGCACACCACAGCCGAAAAGCGCAUUGCAUUUUUGACUAUCUCAGGCUCGAGUUCACCUAUUUGUCAGUCAAACACAUUAACCCGUCCUCAGUCCUGCUUUUUGACAUUUCUAACUCUUUCGAGCCCUUUAAAAUAUGGUUGUUUGGGCAUAUCAUUAUGUUUUUGACUGUAAGGCCAAGUCUCAUUUCACCCCUUGCCCCUACCACUUAGCCCUUAGUCCUCUGAAAUUGCUAAUAGCAUGCUAAUGUCUUUGUAGCUAGCCAGCUAAUUUUCCAGUUCCACCUUAAGUACUCCUGCAGUUCUGUAACUGCUGCACCAUUUAAGGUGGAACGGGAAAAUUUGAACAAGAAGCUGACAAAUAUCUGACGUAUCACCAAAGAAAUAGGGGUGGGUGAUGAUAAAUAAUUGCCCCCUUCUUUGAAGGCG
This is a messenger RNA of Pygocentrus nattereri (red-bellied piranha), 3136 nucleotides long. It is a transcript of the gene slc1a7b, whose product is annotated as solute carrier family 1 member 7b. The transcript is spliced from 11 exons. Gene Ontology annotation, biological process: L-glutamate transmembrane transport. Gene Ontology annotation, cellular component: plasma membrane. NCBI's taxonomy places the organism in Eukaryota, Metazoa, Chordata, Actinopteri, Characiformes, Serrasalmidae. The record is from RefSeq and is a predicted model, not a curated record. Bases 211 to 1950 code for a protein of 579 amino acids. Gene Ontology annotation, molecular function: glutamate:sodium symporter activity; neutral L-amino acid transmembrane transporter activity; L-glutamate transmembrane transporter activity.